AUGGCAAUUGGAGUAGCUCUCAUCGGCGCUGGGCUUUUUGCCCGCGAGUUUCAUUUCCCCUCCAUCGAAGCGUCGCCCCAUCUAGAGCUCAAGGCCGUCUACUCGCGCUCGCUGAAGACCGCUCAAAAACUGGCCCCCGAGAAGCCCCUCGACCGUUACGCCGACGACACUGACCAGGGUCUCCAGCAGCUGUUGGCUCGCUCCGACAUUCAAGCCGUUAUCAUUGCUCUGGCCAUUGGAACCCAGACUCCCUAUAUUCACGCUGCCUUGUCCGCCGGGAAACAUGUUCUGUCCGAGAAGCCCAUCACGGACAAUGUGGCUGAGGCUGUAGAACUGACCCGUUGGUAUCGGUCGGAGAUCAGCCCGACGGUGAACUGGUCCGUGGCCGAGAACUGGCGAUAUCUUGACAGCUUGCACUACGUGCGACAGCUCGUGCCUCAGCUGGGACGCCUCUCCCAGUUCCGGACGCUGGUCUACAUCAACGUCGGUCCUGAAUGGUCGUUCGCUCGGUACUUUGGUAAGCGCUUCUUCCUUUCCCCGGAUAUAUAUCUAGAAUGGACUCUCACGGAUCGACAACGAUCGGCGACAGACACGACCUGGCGACAUGAAGCUCAGUAUCAGGGCGGGUAUCUGCUGGACGUGGGCAUCCACUUUCUCGCCGGCACGCGCUACUUACUCGGCGAUGAACGCAUCGCCCGUGUCGCCGCCUUCACCCGCGGCGUGAGUCCCUCGAUACCGCCGCUGGACACGUUGGACGCCAUCCUCCAGGCGGAAUCGGGUCUCCAAGGCAGCGUGCAGAUCGCCUUGGGCUCCUCCCAGCCAGGGGCGGGAUGGACAGUGGUUGGCGAGCACGGCUAUAUCACCGCCACCGAAGUCAGCGUCACGUCGAAAAUCCAUGGUCGCGAAGAUGUCAAGGACUUCACGGCCGAUCUCCUCGCCGUGCCGCCGGAGGUGCGUGCCUGGGGUGAGGCUAUAGCCAAGGGAACGCCGAACGCUCAGCAAGCGCCAGAACAGGGACUGGCUGAUUUGGAACUGAUCGAGGCGAUGCUGCGGAGUGCAAGUCAACAGGGCCAGCUGCAGACCACAAAGCAUCAGGUGGAGGGAUGA
Molecule: messenger RNA, 1107 nt
Organism: Aspergillus affinis
Lineage: Eukaryota; Fungi; Ascomycota; Eurotiomycetes; Eurotiales; Aspergillaceae
Product: Gfo/Idh/MocA family protein
Exons: 5
Coding region: 1-1107 (368 amino acids)
Biological process (GO): NADPH regeneration
Cellular component (GO): cytoplasm
Molecular function (GO): nucleotide binding; oxidoreductase activity
Source: RefSeq, a predicted model, not a curated record